Molecule: messenger RNA, 1959 nt
Organism: Lachancea dasiensis
Lineage: Eukaryota; Fungi; Ascomycota; Saccharomycetes; Saccharomycetales; Saccharomycetaceae
Source: the annotation of a GenBank genome assembly
AUGAACAAAUCUACCACAACGGCUAACAUGCAUGCCAUCCAAAAUGCGUUGGCGAAUUACGACACUUCGUUUCUUUCGGACGACGAGGAAGACUAUUGUCCGUUGUGUAUUGAAACGCUGGAUAUAACAGAUAAAAACUUCAAACCUUGUCCCUGUGGCUACCAGAUAUGUCAAUUCUGCUACAACAACAUUCGUCAAAAUCCAGAAUUGAACGGUCGGUGUCCGGCUUGUCGUCGCAAGUAUGACGAUGAAAGCGUCGAGUACAUCGUGCUAACGACGGAGGAAAUGAAACUGGAACAGGCCAAACAGGCGCGCAAGGAGAAAGACCGUAAGCUGCGCGACAAGGAACGCAAGGAACACGAGUUUGCAAACCGCAAGCACCUUGCCGGAAUGCGCGUGAUCCAAAAGAAUCUCGUGUAUGUUGUUGGGCUUAAUCCGCCAGUGGCCUACGAGGACGUGGCACCUUUGCUCAGAACCGACCGCUACUUUGGCCAAUAUGGUAAGAUCAACAAGAUCGUGGUGAAUCGGAAAACCACGCAUGGCGAGCACCAUGGAGGUCCAACCAGCCACAGCCACAGCCAUCACCAUUCAGGGUACGGCAUAUAUGUCACUUUCGCCAGAAAGGAUGAUGCUGCCCGGUGUAUUGCUGCUGUGGACGGUACCUACAUGGAUGGUCGAAUUGUCAAAGCGGCCUACGGGACCACCAAAUACUGUUCGUCAUACUUGAGAGCUCAAGGUUGUCCUAACCCUAACUGCAUGUUCUUGCAUGAACCUGGUGAAGAGGCAGACUCUUUCAACCGACGUGAACUUACAAACAAGCAGAACGAUCAUCUGCCACCUUUCAAGCAGGUUGGAAGCGUGAACGGAAAUAUGGCGAAUCAGGCUCCUCUCAAGAAUCAUGCUGCCGGGUCGUCUGCUUCACCAGUUCCUUCUCCUUUGCCCAUCAGAGCAAACCUGCACAAUAACCAAGACGAUUCUACUAGCGGUAAUCUUUCGUCCUCGUCUUCCACAUCUGCUGCCCAAACACCUGUUUUGACCCCGGCGCCAGUCCCAAGCGGGUCCAACCCUUGGGGCGUCAACCCUACCGCUAUGCCGUUGUUCUCCACACCAACUAACAAAUUCGCCACCUCGUCUGCGUUUCCCACUUUGGGAGAGGCAACAUUGGCCCAGUCAAUUGCCUCAUCGUCCGCGAACGCCCCUAACAGCAACAUUGCUACCGGCCAGAAUAAAUCUAAUAAGAAGAACGGUAGCAAUGACAAAACGUACGUGGAUCCAUACGACCCCCUGUCAAGCGCAGUGAGAUUGAUCGACGAAACGCUGAAGUCGCUAUCUGACUACAAAAAUUGUUACUUCAAGUUGAGAUCAAGUGUUGUCGAUGAUGUCACUUACAACUCAUAUCCUUCCUUGUUUUCAUUUGAGAAUAUUCCUGUAUCAGAGACGUCUGACAACACUUUGGGUCGCAAACUAGUUGACAUGCUUGCCAUUAAGCCGGUCGACCACACGCCGACUGUGAUGCCUUAUUUGCAGACCACUCAACAGCCUGGUAACUUUGUAUCGCAGCAGUUACAGCAGCAACAGCAGACACAAUUCCAACAGCAACAACAAUUACAACUAUUACAGCAACAGCAACAGCAACAGCAACAGCAGCAGCAGCAGCAGCAGCAGCAGCAGCAACAACAACAACAACAACAACAACAACAACAACAACAACAACAACAACAACAACAACAACAGGCUCAUUUACAAGGCCAGAAUUCUUCCGUGCCCAGCAUGACACCACAACUUUUGCAUGCUCAAUUGCAACAACAACAGCAAAGGAGUGUCAAUACCCCACCUCCUCCGGGAAUCUUCUCCCCAGGAAAUCCAUCAGUGGCUCAGGCCCAGGCUCCCAUCACUGGCAGUAAUUCCUCAGAUUUGCUAAACCAGCUAAUUAAUGGAAAGCGAAUCACCACGAACUAA